Messenger RNA from Mycena indigotica, 975 nucleotides. Its product is annotated as Chromosome segregation in meiosis protein. Gene Ontology annotation, molecular function: DNA binding. The record is from RefSeq and is a predicted model, not a curated record. Gene Ontology annotation, biological process: DNA replication checkpoint signaling; replication fork processing; replication fork arrest. The transcript has 3 exons. Bases 28 to 975 code for a protein of 315 amino acids. Gene Ontology annotation, cellular component: replication fork protection complex; nucleus. NCBI's taxonomy places the organism in Eukaryota, Fungi, Basidiomycota, Agaricomycetes, Agaricales, Mycenaceae.
GACGAAGACGCGACACAACGACGCGCCAUGGCCGACGUUGAACAGAUCUGGGACCUCGACGCGGAGACGGUCAGCAGGCCGCCGCUGUUUUUGCCUGCUCCUGAGGACGAGAAAGAUGAUGAGGAGAUGCCUGACGCGGCGAAGGUGGAGGCGACAUUCAGCAACAUCGAUGCUAUACCAGACAAGGCUCCCGCAAAGGGACCCCAGGCUGCCAACGACCUCGGUGACGACCAACCCAAAGCAAACGAUGGCAAGGACAAAGACAAGGAGGGCAAAAAGCCCAAGAAGAAGAUUGCGCGACUUGACGAGGGUCGGCUGCUCGGCGACAAUGGUUUUCCCCAGCUUAUACGCGAUACCAAAGACUUCAGAAUCCGGGGGAAAGGUCACGAGGAAUCAGACCUCAAUCGCCUGCUCCAGGUGUACCAGUUCUGGACGCACAAGUUAUACCCCAAGACGCCGUUUAAAGAGACAACGGAACGCGUCGAGAAGCUAUGCCACUCCAAGCGCAUGCGCAAUAUGCUCGGCGUUUGGCGCGACGAGGCACAUGGCAAGCCGCCCCCCGACCCAGACGCAGACUUGGAUGAAGACAACGAAGAUAAUCGUCCAUCCGAGUCAGGCCCGCCGUCGUCAGCAGCGCCAACUUCUGGUGUAGAAGACAAUCUGGAUGUUGAGGAAGGGCUAUCUUCACCACCCACAAACAACAACAAAGACGACGACAUCGACUGGGAAGCCAUGGAUCAACUCGCGCCAGGCCAGCCGGCACCGCCACCACCAACAGAGAUCGGCGUUGAUACAGGCCUCCCACCACCAUCAUCCAUACCAGCAGCAAACAAAGUCGCCGACGACGAAGAUAGCCUCUGGGAAGGCAUGGAGAACCUUGCAGGCCUCGAUAUUGAUUAUCCAGCGCCAGCAGUACCCGCAUCACGACCAGAUGGCGACGAAGAGGAAUGGGCACUCUUUGACGAAAUGUCCUAG